AUGGUUACAAGAAUACGGGAAUCGAGUGCGCGAGAGUUGUCUGACUUGGCCAAGGUAUCGACCCCUGCUCAGAACCUAGGCAGCAUGACUGCACCGCAAAUGACACAUUUUCACCAUGCUGUGAACGAGGCAACAAUUCUUACAGAGCCCUGGACCAUUUUACUCAUCAGGGCCUUCGCUAAGGCCGCCAUGAUACUUAUUAAUGAAGCUAAAGAUCUCCUGGAAUAUGGUAUGACUGCACCGGGAAAUACUGGUCAUGACUUUCAAGAGAGUAUGCGUCGUGCACAGGAAUGCGUUAAAGGACUUUGGAUAUUGGGCAAAAAGUCUGAUAUGGCAAGGAGGUCGGCAGAUACGUUAGUUGCAGCGAUGAAGAAGUUGAAAGUUUAG
Fusarium sp. VM40 is the source of this 387-nucleotide messenger RNA. The record is from the annotation of a GenBank genome assembly. Lineage: Eukaryota; Fungi; Ascomycota; Sordariomycetes; Hypocreales; Nectriaceae.